AUGGCACAAUUAAAUUCUAUAACGGAUAAUGUGCAUCGGAUAAUAAAUCGCUAUGCUUUUGAGGAUCCUUUGACCUCUAGAAGGAAAAUCUCCAUUACAGACUAUAAGAAACGAAGAAAUACUCUUCUGGAGAAAAUAAACAACCAUGCUAAGAAUGUUGAAAUGGCAGAAAAGACUCUUGCCCACAUCCUAGCCUGGUUGGAGGAAUGGCAUGGUGUUUUGUCUGACAUAAAUAUUGAAGUUGAUAUCAAUGAGUACUACCACUGGAUAGCAAAAUUGGAGCUUUUACCUGACACAUUUAAGUCUAUUGAGAAGAAUAUCAAUAUGCUGUCUAAAAUGUGUGCAGCUUUGAUUGAUGAGAGGAAAAAACAAAAGAAAAAAACAGUAUUUAGAGGUACCCUAUGGAAAUCUUGGAAAGAAAGAGUAACAAAGCAACCUGCAACAGCCCAUGUUUUAAAACCAGAACAGAUACUUAGUGAUGAAUUUGCAACGAAAACAAAGAUUUCGGAAAUCCAAGAUAUGCUACAAGAACUCAUAGGUACUACAAUGUUCACUAAAUUGGAAACUAAUGCUAUUAAAUAUAUAUCGACAACAAUAUCAAGCCUCUCUAAAGCUUUGACUAUACUAAAUAAUGAAGUAAAAACAGUAAGUUUACAAAAUGACAUUGUGCAAACAGAUGAGAAAGAUGAAAAUCAAAAGGAUCUAAUAAAUAUGCAAAUAAUAAACUCUAUUAGUGAAAAAAAUGAAAUGCUUCAGCAGAAACUUCAAGAUGCAGAAGAAAAAUAUGAAAAACUUUGUCAACAAGUAAUAUCUACAUCAAUCUUAAAAGCAUUACCUGAGAUUCCUCCACCGUUAUCCUUAGCUGUUAGUACUACAGAAAGUUUACAUAAAGAAGUUGAAAGUAUUUCAGAAGCAGACACUCAAAAAGGGACCAAAACUUUGGGGAUGAAGUGGGAAUCAACAUACCAAGAUGAAAUGGCUUCCUACCAUAAAAAAAUCACCCAAGCUAAGUCAUCACAUAAGAUAGAUAGUGAUGAGACUGAUCAAUUACAGAAAAAAACUAAGACUUCUGCAUCAAAACACAGGGAUGAUAAAGAUGAAGAGGCCAAAACUGAUAUCCAAGUUGAGUUACCACUGAUGGAAGAGAAGAAAGAAGAAAUAAAACCUGACUUCUACAUCACAUCCAGAACUCCAGGUAUCUCUUAUGAUGCCUCUACUACUGACUUAAAGAGCUCGGGUUACAAGAGUAGUACAAUGGAUCGACUCAGGAAGAUCAAAUCUUCAUUUUUAGUUGAGAAAAAAGAUAUUCAUCCAGAGCCCAUAGAGGAAGUGACCCCUGAGUUAACACAUGAAGAGGUGACAACUACACAGAUUAGUGAAGCACAGCUAAAGGCAAGCCAAAUGGAGGCUGCCAUUGAGAAAGUGAAAACAAAACACCAGAAACGGGCUAUAAAAAAAGGUACAAGUAAAGAAGAAGCAAUUGGCAAGAAGAUUGUGCCAGUCUCCACCAAAUCUUACAAAGUUCCUAAAACAUCUAGGAUAACGAAAGAGACACCAGAAUAUACCAGAGAUCUAGAAAGUCAACAAGGUGAACACAAACAGAGGAACAUAGAAGAAUUUCAGAAAUCAUUAAUAAAUUACAUAAGAGAUAAAACUAGUAAGGUAGGAAAGCCUUUGGAUAAAACAGCUUGGCCUAUAGAGGAAGAGUCAGAGGAUGAACAUUUUGGAAUUAUAAAGGCAGAAAUGGAUGAAUACUUUCAAAAAGUGGCUGAAACUGUGACAGCUGCUGUGAAAAAAUACAAAGAUAUAAAGAAGACAGAAAAGGCAGAAGACAGGCAAACAGAAGUCCAGAAGUCAAUUAGAGCAAGGUCAAAAAUUAAUACCUUAACUUCAUAUGAGAGCAUGGACCCAACAACUGACCAUUUAAUACAAAAGAUAUUGACUGAAAUAGUUAGUGAAACAGACCUUUCAGGAGUCUCAAUAGGCAAAGACCAGGAAGAGAAAAAAAUUAAAAAAGAGGAAUAUUUACUAAAAGGUCAAGAAAAAAGUGAGAUAAUAAAUCAGAAUUUAGAGAAGAGGAAAGAUUUCCAGAUGGAGAAGGAGAAGCAAACACAGUGGCAGGAAGAAGUGUGGAAACAACAGCAAGAAGAGAGGAUGAAAAUGUGGAGUAAACAAGAUGAGGAACAAAAAGAAAGAGAACAGCUUCUGACAUCAAAGCAACAGCAAGGGGAAGGAAGAAAGCAAAAAAUGGUUCCAUUGGCAAAAUAUAAGGAAGAGCGAGUAUUGCACUCUCCGGGGGAAAUGAAAAUGUCAAGGACAGAUAUUGAUUGGGAGAAAGAAGGGGUAACGAAGGCACCAAAGAGAAAGACAGAAGACAAUGAAAGGGAGCAGCAGAAAAAAUCAAAGGAUGAGAAAGAGAAAAAGACUGAAGAAGUAAUGCUUCAGUUCUCUCCAUCUACAGAAAAAAGUCUACCAAAAGACAUGUCCAGCUCAUACCUAAAAGCACAACUCCGAGGAACCAGGUCAUCAGAGAUCUUUGAUGAUAGAAUACACCCAUCUCCAACCACUUCUAAAACCUCAAUAAAAUUAUCCCCUUCAAGGACCUCUUCUAUUUCUGUUGGAGAGUAUCCAAAGAAGCCUACCACUGUCACUCCUAAGUACGAGAAGGAACAGGGGACCACUCUGUCUCCUAAGCAAACUGAGUCAUCAAAGAAAUUUACACUAGAACAAACAAAGGAAAAACAUAUCUCUCCAACUUCUAAACAGGAACAAAAAUUUGAGAUCCCAACUACCAAAGGAGAAGUCCAAUCAGAGAAGACCAUUCUUACAUCUAAGCAAUUCCAGGAACCAGAGAUUACUUUAACCCUCCAGCAAGCUGAGUCACUGGGGAUCAACCUCACUACUGAACAGAUCCAGGCCAGAGGGGCCACUCUGCAAAAAGUGAAUGCACUGAAGGUCGGACUCACCCCUGACCAGAGCGAAGAACUAGGGAUAAAAUUCAGGCCUCAGAAGGUUCAGCUACCAGGGAUAGGUAUCACUCCUGAGGAGGCUCAGUUACCAGGCAUAACUGUCACCAAAGAACAGGUACCAGUACAGUCACAGAUCACUCUCACAGCCCAGGAGAUUGAGGCAAUGGGGGUCACCCUCACCCCUGAACAGGUACAGGAAGAAGGGGUCACUCUCACUCUGGAAAAGGCACAGGCACUGGGGGUCCCACUCACCCCAGUGCAAAUGCAAGCUCUGGAGGUCACCCUCAGACCAGAGCAGACAAAGGUAACAGGGAUCACUAUCUCCCCUGAGCAAAUUUCUAGAACUGGGAUCUCCAUCAGUCCUAAACAGUCUCAGAUAAAAGAGAUCACUGUCACCCCAAAACAGACUGAAGAACCAGGUAUCACUAUCACUCCAGAGCAAGUGCAUGUACCUGGGAUCAGUGCCAUCCCUAAACAGGCCCUGGUACAAACAGGUGGGGUCACCCUCUCCCCUCAGGAGGCUCAGGCACUGGGAAUCACACUCACCUCUGAGCAGAUACAGGCAGGAGGGGUCACUCUCACUCUGCAACAGGCAUUGGCACUGGGGGUCCCACUCACCCCAGAGCAAAUACAAGCCCUGGAAGACACACUCAGACCAGAGCAGACAAAGGUAACAGGAAUCACUAUCUCCCCUGAGCAAAUUUCUAGAACUGGGAUCUCCAUCAGUCCUAAACAGUCUCAAAUAAAAGGGAUCACUGUCACCCCAAAACAGACUGAAGAACUAGGUGUCACUAUCACUUCAGAGCAGGUACAUGUACCUGGGAUCAGUGCCACCCCUAAGCAGGCCCUGAUACAAACAGGUGGGGUCACCAUCUCCCCUCAGGAGGCCCAAGCACUGACGCUGGGGAUCCCACUCACCCCUGACCAGAGGCAAACCCUAGAGGUCACCCACAGACUAGAGCCGACCAAGAUACCAGGGAUCACUGUCUCCCCUGAGCAAAUUCCUAUAGAUGGGAUCACCAGCAGUCCUAAACAGUCUCAGAUACCAGGGAUCACUCUCACCCCUGAGAAGGUAGAGGUACCUGAGAUUACUGUGACUCCUAUGCAAGCCCUGAUAAAGACAGAGGGGGUCACCCUCUCCCCUCAGGAGGCCCAGGCACUGGGGAUCACACUCACCCCCGAGCAGACACAGGCAGGCAGGGUCACUCUCACUCUGCAACAGGCAAUGGCACUGGGGGUCCCACUCACCCCUGACCAGAUGCAAGCCCUGGAGGUCAGCCUCAGAGCAGAGAAGGCCAGAAUACCAGGGGUCACUACCACCUCUAAGGAAACUCCUACAGGCAGGAUCAUCAGCAGUCCUAAACAGUCUCAAAUACUAGGGAUCCAUGUCACCCCAAAACAGACUGAAGAACCAGAGAUCACUCCUGAUCAGUUGCAGGUACCUGGGAUUACUAAGCAGGCUCGGGUACAGGCAGGCAGGGUCUCUCUCACCCCUCAGGAGGCUCAGGCCCUGGAAACCACACUCAGCACUGAACAGGUACAGGCAGGAGGGGUCACUCUCACUCUACAACAGGCUCUGGCACAGGGAGUCCCACUCAACCCUGACCAGAUGAAAGCCCUGGAGGUAACCCUCAGAGCAGAGCAGACGAAGGUGCCAGGGAUAACUAUCACUCCUGAACAAACUUCAAUAGCUGGGAUGACGGCCAGUCCUAAACAGUCUCAGAUAACAGGGAUUUCUGUUACUCAAAAGCAGAUUGAAGAACCAGGCAUCACUGUGGCCAAUAAGCAGGCCCUGGAACAGAGGGGAGGUGUCACCCUCUCCCCUCAGGAGGCCCAGGCCAUUGGGAUAUCGCUUACCCCUGAGCAGGUUCAGGCAGGAGGGGUCACUCUCACUCUGCAACAGGCACUGGCACUGGGGGUCCCACUCACCUCUGACCAGAGACAAGCACUGGAGGUCACCCACAGACUAGAGCCAACCAAGAUACCAGGGAUCACUAUUUCCCCUGAGCAGACUCCUAGAGGUGGGAUCACCAUCAGCCCUAAACAGUCUCAGAUAACAGGGGUCACUGUCACCCCAGAACAGACUGAAGAACCAGUGCUCACUGUCACCUCUGAGCAGAUGCAGAUACCUGGGAUCAUUUCCACAUCUAAGCAGGCCCUGUUACAGACAGGGGUGAUCACACUCUCCCCUCAGGAGGCCCAGGGCCUGGGGAUCACACUCACCCCUGAGCAGGUACAGGCAGGAGGGGUCACUCUCACUCUGCAACAGGCAAUGGCUCUGGGGGUCCCACUCACCCAGGACCAGAUGCAAGCCCUAGAGACAGGGGUGAUCACACUCUCCCCUCAGGAGGCCCAGGCCCUGGGGAUCACACUCACCCCUGAGCAGACUGAAAAACCAGGUAUCACUAUCAUUCCAGAGCAGGUACAGGAACCUGGAAUCACUGCCACCCCUAAGCAGGCCCAGGUAGAGAAAGCCAGGGUCACUCUCACCCCUCAGGAGGCCCAGGCACUGGGAAUCACACUUACCCCAGAGCAGGCCCAGGCCCUGGGGAUCACACUCACCCCUGAGCAGGCCCAGGCCCUGGGGAUCACACUCACCCCUGAGCAGGCUCAAGCAUUAGGGAUCAACCUCACCCCAGAGCAAGUCCAAGCAGGAGGAGUCACUCUCACUCUGCAACAAGCUCAGGCCCUGGGGAUCACUCCCACCCCUCAGGGGGCACAGGAUCUGGGGAUCACCCUCACCCCCCAACAGGAACAGGUCCUGGGGAUCACUCUCACCCCCCAACAGGAACAGGCCCUGGGGGUCACUCCCACCCCUCAGAGGGCACAGGAUCUGGGGGUCAUCCUUACCCCCCAACAAAAACAGGAUGUGGGGGUCACCCUUAGCCCUCAACAGGAAAAGGCCCUAGGGGUCACUCUCACCCCCCAACAGGAACAGGCACUGGGGAUCACUCCCACGCCUCAGAGGGCACAGGAAUGGGGAAUCACUAUUAGUCCUCAACAGGAACAGGCCCUGGGGAUCACUCCUAUACCUCAGAGGACACAGGAUCUGGGGGUCACCCUCACCCCCCAACAGGAACAGGCCAUGGGAAUCUCUCCCACCACUCAGAGGGCACAGGAUCUGGGAGUCAUCCUCACCCCCCAACAAAAACAGACUCUGGGGGUCACCCUUAGCCCUCAACAGGAACAGACCCUGGGAAUCACACCCACACCUCAGAAGGCACAGGAUCUGGGGAUCACUCCCACCCCUCAGAAGGCACAGGAUCUGGGGGUCACCCUUAGCCCUCAAGAGGAACAGACCCUGGGGUUCACUCCCACCCCUCAGAGAGCACAGGACCUGGGGAUCACUCCCACCCCUCAAAGGGCACAGGAUCUGGGGGUCACCCUUAGUCCUCAACAGAAACAGGCAUUGGGGAUCACUCCCAUUCCUCAAAGGGCAGAAGAUCUGGGGGUCACUCUCACCCCCCAACAGGAACAGGCACUGGGGAUUGCUCCCACUCCUCAGAGGGCAGAAGGGCUGGGGGUCACUUUCACCCCCCAACAGGAACAGGUCCUGGGGUUCACUCCCAUCCCUCAACAGGCACAAGAUCUGGGAGUUACUCUCACCCCCCAACAGGAACAGGCCCUGGGGAUCACCCUCACCCCUCAGAGGGCACAGGAUCUGGGGAUCACCCUCACCCCCCAACAGGAACAGGCCCUGGGGUUCACUCCCACCCCUCAGAGAGCACAGGAUCUGGGGGUCACCCUCACCCCUCAGCAGGCACAGGCUCUGGGAGUUACUCUCACCCCCCAACAGGAACAGGCCCUGGGGAUCACUCUCACCCCUCAGAGGGCACAGGAUCUGGGGGUCACCCUCACCCCCCAACAGAAACAGGCCCUGGGGUUCACUCUCACCCCUCAGAGAGCACAGGAUCUGGGGGUCACCCUCACCCCCCAACAGGAACUGGCCCUGGGGAUCACUCCCACCCGUCAGAGGACACACGAACUGGAGGUCACCCUCACCCCUCAACAGGAACAGGCACUGGAUCUUUCUUUUGCUUCCAAACAGCAGACACAGGAACCAGUGUUCUCCUCCUCUCCUGAGAAAGUCCAGAGUCUCACACUUACCCAUGAACAAGGCCAGGCAAUGGGAAUCUCCCUCACACCUGAGCAGGCACAAGUAUUGGGGAUCCAUCCUAUCUUUGACCAGUCUCCAGCUUUAAAGGCCCCUCUGACUUCAGAACAGGUCAGGAAAUUGGCAGUUCCUCUUACUCCAGGAAUAGUUCAAGAUGUAUCAAAGACAGUUACUCUUAAACAGAUCCAAGGUUUGUGGGAUACUCCAUCCCAUGAACAAACACAAGCAUUUGGCACUCCUGACCCUCUAGAUAAAGCCCAGGCAUUGGGGGUUCCUAUUUUCCUAGAAAGUGCUCAUGAAUCAGUUGUCACUCCCAGCCCUGAAGAUAAACAGGUUGUGGAUCUCUCUCUUGUCUCACACCAGGCCCAUGACUUAGAAUCUUCCCUUAGAUCUAAGAAAAUCCCAUCUUUGAAAAGCCCUUACACCUCAAAAAAGGGCUUUAUAAGAGGUACUACUAUCACACUUGAGCAGGACCUGAAGCCAAGAGCUCUACCCCUUAGUGAGCAGCCCUCCCAUUGCAGGGUUCCUCCCACUCUUCAUGAAAUCAGAGGCUACUACGUCCCUUCAGGCAAAGGUUCUCCAGUUCCUCAGUCUCUUACAUCUGAAGCCCCACUCACCUCUGCACAGAUUUCGGCUCCUAGGGGUCCUCUCUCCCCUCUGCAAACCCUUGAAUCCUGGGCCUCUACCCUUCCUGGGAAGCUCCUAGAAUCUGGACUUUUAACCUCCUCUAAGGAGGAGGAGAAACCUCCAUCAUUCUCUACAUCGGUAACACCACCACCUCUUACUACUCAACUAUCUAAAGCAUCUCACAUCUCACCUUCUGAAUUGACCUCAAAACCUCAAUUCUCCAUAUUAAACAAACACUUGUUACUGAUGUCUGUCUCAAGCAUCAAGCAACCUAAGAUGACAAUAUCCUCAUCCUUUCCUCAAGAGCUCGAAGGACAGAAAUUCUUCAUUGAUGUGGAAGCUCAAAAGAAGACUAUACUCUUAAAUCAGGCCUCAAAAGCUGCUGUACUCCCUUCACAUAUAUACACAAUAGCUAGGAAUCUUAUAAUUGAAGCACUUCAUACAAACAGUGUUCAGUUGGGAUAUCUGUUCCGCAAAUACAUUGCCUAUAGACUGAUACAGCAUGCAAGAAACAAUAUCAUCAAAAGAAUGAAAGCCAUCCGAAAUACUGGGAAAGGUUAUGAGAUUAGGGAUCUCAGUGUAAUGCUGAGCAGAAUUGAUGACUACCUAAAAAAAGUGAUGCAGGUCUGGACCAAGAAGCAAAUCUUAGAGCAAAAAAAGGAUCUGUGCCUAAGAGAAAUGGUACACACAUUUAAUCAGCUCCGAGAGAUAUAUGGAUUGAAUCUUAGUCUACCCAUUCCCUUGAUCAUCAUCAAAAAGCAGACACCUGUGACCAAAGCACCUAGCAAACUUGCCCAAAAACAAUUCCCAGAAGAACUUAUGAAAGAGGUUAGACAAUACGAUACACUCAAGGGAUUUAGGCAACAAGAAGACCAGAUGGAAGCCAUUUGGAAUGCUGAUCUUUCCACAUCAAGCUACCCAAUAACAGAGAAAACAUCAUUAAAUUUACUCUGGGCCCAACUGGGAGGGUACCCAGAUACUCCUAUGCUGCUACAGUUAGAUAUUCAAUCUACUUUCAGAAAAUCUCUUUCAUCUAUUCAGUCACGGUAA
Messenger RNA from Suncus etruscus (white-toothed pygmy shrew), 8760 nucleotides. It is a transcript of the gene FAM186A, whose product is annotated as family with sequence similarity 186 member A. The record is from RefSeq and is a predicted model, not a curated record. NCBI's taxonomy places the organism in Eukaryota, Metazoa, Chordata, Mammalia, Eulipotyphla, Soricidae.